UCCUUGUAUCCUCUCUCUCUUGCCUGAUUUAUUUUCCUCCAUUUGGACUUUGCCCUUUCCUGCCCUCUGGGUGUGUCACUUAGUGUCACACAGCUACAAGCAAUACAUGACAGUGGUUGCAGAGGGGCUCCCUUCAUCGGAGACAACAGAUAGGUGAAGGGAACGAAUCAAGAGUCCCUGUCCAGUAUGGAUCUGUCUGCGCUGGAUGUGCCAGCGGAAUUAGCUGCUCUUUUGAAUUCGGCACAGGUAAAGACCCAUGCCCAAGGCACAGGGAUCACGGAGGUGCCUCCGCCACAGAUCAAGGUUCAGACUUUCCUUUCGCUUCCUCAGGAUAUAAACAACUAUCCAUUAUCUAUCUUUAUUCGUUCCUAUUUUAAGAAUCCUGUUCUUCCACCAUUGGGUCAACCAUUGCAGGACCCCCUGACUCGUUUAACACAGAAUGACCAUGGAGUUGCUCUGGAAUUGUACAAAUUGGCCCUGCGGUUCAUGGGUAACACCACAAUGCCCCCUUGGCAGCAAAGGAUUAUGGGUAACUACAUUGUGGAACGCUGCCUGAGGCAGCCAUCACUUAAAGAUGAACUUCUUUGUCAAGCAGCAAGUCUGACCGUGCAGAACAGCAAUGAAGAACAGAGCCAGAGGGCAGGGCUACUUCUUUCUGGUCUGCUCAGCUGUAUUAUCCCUUCACCUACUCUAGAGAUGCCACUGCUCAAGUAUGUCUCUGAUCAAGUAUUUGAAGGAUAUAGGGCCAUAUGCCAGAACAAAUUGCUUCGUGCCAAGCAAAAUAACCUUGGCGUGUUUCGCUCACAUGCCCCUACUUUGCUGGAAUGGACCGCCAAUGAGAGAAAAGGGAAGAUGGUCAUGGAUGUGUUUACAUUUAAUGAGGAAAAAUAUUCUGCAGAAGUGGAUUCGUGGACAACUGGAGAACAACUGGCAGGCUGGCUGCUGCAAUCCAGAGGUGCUGGGGACAAUCCUCGUGGCUGGUCUGUCUCCAUUCUGGAUGGUGAUCAGUGGUUUGAUCUAUCAGGAGAUGACUUUUUGCUGGAUAUAAUUGCUGAGAUAGAAGAUGGAGCUCCCUCUCAGCCCUUUUCAACAUCUGAAUACCUUUUUGGAGAUAAUGGUGGCAUCCCUGAACCUCCACUAGACUUUGCUCCACUGCUCCCACCAGGACACCCAUCUUUCCCAGCACCUGGACUUCCUCCGGAUCCUCCACCUCUCCACGCGCCCAGAGCUCCACCUCUCCCUCCACCCUUCCUUCCACCCUUUCCUUCAUCUUUUGGAAGACCCGAUUCUUCAAUCCCCCCAGCUCCACCCAUGCUGGCCCCUUCUUUUCCAGGUGAAGCAAUGGAACCAGGUGUAGAUGAAAUGUAUUCAGUGAACAUUAAUGGAGGACCCCAAAGAGUGGAGAGCUACCUAGACCAGCUUUUUAAUCCAGUGCUAUCAUCACCAACAGAUUUAGACCAGACUCACAAUCUCAACUGGCGGAUGAAGGGAGGUGGAGGCAUUGGACCUACAAGACAAAAUCCUUUUGCCCCUCAAGGUUACCCUGGGGUUGGCGCAAUGUCAGCAUAUUCUAUGCCUGCAAUGAAUGGUAUGAUGCCUACAAUGGGAAUGAUGCCCACCAUGCCAAGUAUGAUGCCCCAGUCUAUGAUGCCCCAGUCUAUGAUGCCCCAGCCUAUGAUGUCCCAGCCUAUGAUGUCCCAGCCUAUGAUGCCUCAAAUGAUGGCUCAGCCAAUGCCCAUGGCACAGCCAAUGAUGCCCUCUGUAGACCCUUCACAAAUGGCUGCCCAACAAGCAUUUAUUCAGCAGCAGGCCUUGCUUUUGGCACAACAAAUGACACUUCAAGCUACAAUGUUGUCCCAGCAGCAGCAAGCUCGCCAGGAUCCUCCACAAAGAAACAGAGACCGUUCCCCCCCGCCAGCUCCAAAACCUGCUCCUAAGAUACUUCCUAAACCAUCCCCGGCUUCCCCCCCAGGGUCAAAGCCAACACCAACCCCACCUACAGCUCCUACAUCACCUCCAGCUGCUCCACCUCCACCGCCUGUGCCUGCUGCUGCACCUCCACCUCCUGCUGCUCCUCCAUCUUCAUUACCCCCUAUGCCCCCUCUGCCUAAAACUUCAGAGAAUCAGAUUCCAGAAAGACCCAGGGAGGUAUACUGGGAUGAAAUGGAUGGUACUGAGUAUUCAUAUCAAAGGAAAACAUUCCAGCAGAAGAGAGACUUCUUCCAAAAGAUAGAGGCUCAAGAGGUUCGAGUGAAAUCUGUGAAACCACCUUCUAAAAUUCUGCUACCAGUUCCUGUAACAAAGCCAGUAAGUGACAGUGACAGUGACAGCGAUGAGGAACCUCCAGAGCCACCGGAACCAGAGCCACAACCAAAAAUAUCACCUCCAAAGGCGCCAUCCAUCAUACCCCCUCCUCCUCCUAAACUAGACGACGCUCCAGUUAAAGAGGCUAAGCAGGUUCCUGAAGUAAAAUCUGCACCUAGACGACAACCCAGCAAUCAAAUAAGAGAUAUCAUCAAGAUGUAUCAAAGCCGUCCCCAAGAAGAACCUAAACCCUAUGAACCAGUCAGGAGAACAGCCCAUACCUUCUUAAAGAAGAAAGAUCCCAAAGAGGAAGCUCUCGAGAGACUCCGGAACUCUGCACCCUCUCCAGAUGGGAAAGCUAUAAAGCCGCCACCACCACCACCUCCAUUUUCUCCUACAGAAAAGAGUGAGCCAACAAAUUCUAUUCGAGAGAAGCAAAAGCCACUUUUAGGGCUCUUUUCAUCUGGUUUACCACCGGCCCCAGAAGUUCAGGCUCCAAAGGGUGCAGGAAGAACUCUUGAAGGUGACCACUCCACCAGGUCAGCUCUCAUCAAACAUAGUGCCAGUGUUUACUUCUCCUACAGUGAUGUGAACUGGAGACUUUAUGUGCGGAAGGAAAUCUUCUAUCCGAAGGAAAAAUUCACUCAUCCAUAUUAUUUGAACCUUCUGUGUGAGCAGAUAAUUCGAGACACAUUCUCAGACACUGGUUUCAAGCUGUCUAAAGAGGAGAGACGGAAGAUGAAAGACUUCUUAAGUGAGCACCAAGUAGGAAGUGAUGCCAGCUCCAUCACAGAAGAUUCUAUUAAGAAACGUAUUGUCAUAGCUGCCCGGGAUAACUGGGAGAAUUAUUUUUCCCGCCUCUUCCCUGUCACGCUGGAUGAUGAUAUAGAAAAACUGCUUUUGGGGGUUUCUCACCGAGGGAUCCGGCUUCUGAAGGAUGUAAAUUCAACAGGAAUCCAACAGAGAUAUCUGAAGACUCUGUACAGCUACAGUUAUGUAGAUAUCCUGUCCUUGGAAAUGUCCGAUUCCCGCACUUUGCGCUUUUGUCUACGUACUGAGGACCUGAGUUUGCGCUCCGACAGAGCACAGGCACUAAAAAGCUUGGUGGAACUGUUUCUGCAGGAACUGAUAAAGGAAUCCAAUCAUGUGGUUGCGCUACGUAGUCAUUUUACUGAUGAUAAAAGUCUACUUCAGUUCAAGAAGGGUGACAUCAUCAAAGUGAUGUCAAUGGAUGGAUUGGAACCAGGCUGGCAGUUUGGUUCUCUCGGAGGAUACUCAGGUCUUUUCCCAUCCCGAUUUGUGCAGCCAGCUGCAGCCCCAGACUAUUACUCUCCAGUGGACAAAAGAGAAAGCGAAAUUAUCAAGCCCCGCCCUGUGGGUCUUCGCAGAACCUUCAGCACGGGGAGUGGCAAGGUGAGCGAGGCGUCAUUCCAACAUCAGAGUCCUUCACCUUCACCUUCACCACAACCCAUUGAUGCAACACAUUACACCAUGGUGGAGUUCGCACUGAAAUAUUUCCGGGAUGCACAGAGCAUGCUCGGGUGGAAGGGAAUGGCUGCUGAAGGGAAGAAAGCAAUUGAGCUGGUGCAGCACACAAAGGUACCAAUUCAGGAGUCUUUAAUAUUAUAUCAUGACAAAGAGCUGAAUGAUCUGGCAACAAACAACUUUAUGGCUCUGAUGAGGUUCAUGGGAGACCAGCAGUACCGGGAGCAGGAUGAUGUCAAAUGUAUCUAUGAGAUCUUGGUGCUGUGCAGAGAAAACCCGAUGCUAAAAGAUGAGGUCUACUGCCAGGUGCUGAAACAGAUCACAGAAAACCCCAAACAGGAAAGCUGCAACCGUGGCUGGAUUAUGCUGAGCCUGAUGACUGGAUAUUUCUCGCCUACCCCCACUUUACUGCCAUGUGUUACCAAGUACCUCCAGGACACUGUUGGUGAUUAUCAAGAAAUCUCUCGGAGCUGCCAAGAACACUUGCGCCAUACUGUGCUGUAUCAUGGCCGCCGGCAUUUACCCCCGCGGAAUGAAGUGGAAGCUCUGCUGAAUGGACGGAUGUCUCGACGUGCUAUUAUAGUUUUGCCAGGCGGAGUUGAAUACACCACCAAAAUCAAGACCUUUUCUGUGGCAGCCGAUCUGGUCCCUGAGGUAUGUGAUCAGUUGAUGGUCUCUGAUCCAAAUGAGUUGGAAGAAUUUGCCAUAUUUGCCAACAAGAAUAAAGGUGAGAUGAUACGGCCUCUGCGUCCCGGGGAUUACAUUCAUGACUUCCUGCUCCAGGACAAUUCGGUGAUCUUGGAGUUCAAAAGGGUCACAUGGAAAGCGACACUGAAGGGACGUAGUGAACUCUAUGUUCAAGUGCAUUUCAGCCAGGUGCGACUUGAGUACAUGCAAGGUAAAGCUUUGUUACUCAGCCCACAAGAUAAACUAGAGAUGUUCGCAGGGACAGUGGCAGCCAUUCUUCAUAAAAUAAAAGGGAUGAACGCUCCUCCGGACAAACAGGAGCUUCUGAGUUACAUUCCCAGCUCUGUGCAGAAUCGCUUGAACCUACAAGGUGUGCAGCAAUACCUCAUGCAGGAGCUGAGGUCAUUAAAUAACUUGAGUGUCCAGCAGGCCAAGCUCCGCUUUUUAGAAACCGUGUCUGCUCUCCCGCUGUUUGACUACACUAUAUUUAGCAUUCAAAGGAUCAGUGAGCCUGAUGUGAUCUCCCCUUGCUAUGUAGCGGUGAAUGAUUAUCAACUUAUUAUACUCCAAAAUAACAGUCCGAAACCACAUACCACUGUCAGCUUACAAGACAUACAGAGCAUGCGCACUAUGCGUCCUCUGGAUAGCAACACACUCCCAGGGGUGGAGCUGCACUAUGGCUCAGCAGCCAAUCCACGUACACUAUGGGUGGAGCUCCAGGAGGCUAAAGAGCUGUACCACACACUGGCCUUGAUCAUAGAGAACAAGGAUGCGUCUGUAUAGUAGAAAGAAAUAGAAAGAGAUCAUGUAUAAAUACACCUUAUUCAAUUUGUCAUUUCAUGUGAUCAGAAAUGAAUGUCUGCCUGUACCAUUGAAUUAUGUCUAUCAAAUUAAAACUGGGAAUGUCCAAGCUGCCCUGUGUGUACAGUGGCUUGCUGUGCUAGGAUCAGUUGGUUAACCAAUCUUUGCUUUUAUUUGAAUGCAGGUCUAGUCAUAUUAAUACCUGAUAGAAAUAUUGUGACUGUCAAUGUAAAUAGUGAAAUGCCUGUUAUCUGCAGUUACUUAUCUAAAUCCAAACACCAAAAAGUAAUAUAAUGCAGCUUGCCAGUCCUUAGAUGUAGUUGCAUUUGUUUUGCUUUUUCAGUAUAAGUCCUUUUUCUACAAUUACAUAAGCUUUUUUUUUUGUCAGAAUGCUAUAUUUUUUUUUUGUAACUUCCUGUGUUCCGAGAAAAUUUGCAAACAAUAAUAUCAGUUUUUUUUGCCAACUUCUCUGAACUGCAAAAGAAUGACUCCCUACAGGCAUGGACUGGCCAUUGGGACUACUGGGAGUUUCCCGGUGGGCCGAUGGCUCAGUGGGCCGGCUUCAGAGACAGCGCAC
Messenger RNA from Rana temporaria (common frog), 5854 nucleotides. Its product is annotated as unconventional myosin-XVB-like. The transcript has 43 exons. The coding region runs from base 187 to 5259 and encodes 1690 amino acids. The record is from RefSeq and is a predicted model, not a curated record. Gene Ontology annotation, molecular function: protein binding. NCBI's taxonomy places the organism in Eukaryota, Metazoa, Chordata, Amphibia, Anura, Ranidae. Gene Ontology annotation, cellular component: cytoskeleton.